Entrophospora sp. SA101 is the source of this 579-nucleotide messenger RNA. NCBI's taxonomy places the organism in Eukaryota, Fungi, Glomeromycota, Glomeromycetes, Entrophosporales, Entrophosporaceae. The record is from the annotation of a GenBank genome assembly.
AUGGCUGAGAUUCGUCGAAAACUUGUAAUUGUUGGUGACGGUGCCUGUGGUAAAACAUGUCUUUUGAUUGUAUUUUCCAAAGGUACCUUCCCUGAGGUUUAUGUUCCCACUGUUUUUGAAAAUUAUGUGGCUGACGUUGAAGUAGAUGGUAGACGAGUUGAAUUAGCUUUAUGGGAUACAGCUGGCCAGGAAGAUUAUGAUCGUCUUCGACCUCUUUCCUAUCCAGACUCACAUGUAAUUUUGAUUUGUUUUGCUGUGGAUUCUCCAGAUUCUUUAGACAACGUUCAAGAAAAAUGGAUUUCAGAGGUGAUGCAUUUUUGUCAAGGUUUGCCAAUCAUCUUAGUUGGAUGUAAGAAAGAUUUAAGAUUUGACCCCAAGACAAUUGAAGAAUUACGUAAAACAUCCCAAAGACCUGUUACAACUGAAGAGGGUAUGGGAGUAGCUCAAAGAAUUGGAGCAUACAAGUAUCUUGAAUGUUCAGCCAAAACUGGUGAAGGAGUACGUGAAGUAUUUGAACAUGCUACAAGGGCUGCACUUUUGACUAAUAAAAAAAGGAAAAGUACUUGUAUGGUUUUGUAA